Messenger RNA from Cooperia oncophora, 657 nucleotides. The record is from the annotation of a GenBank genome assembly. Lineage: Eukaryota; Metazoa; Nematoda; Chromadorea; Rhabditida; Trichostrongylidae.
GCAAAGGGCGUGUCGGGUGUGGUAAAGUGGUUUAAUGUGAAGAAUGGUUACGGAUUUAUCAACCGCACCGACACCAAUGAAGACAUCUUUGUCCAUCAAACAGCUAUUGCCAACAACAAUCCCAACAAGUUCCUACGAAGCCUCGGAGAUGGAGAGGAGCUUAUGUUAUACGUUGUCGAGGGUGCAAAGGGACCAGAAGCCUCGAAUGUGACCGCUAAGGAUGGUGGACCCGUGCAAGGAUCGAAAUAUGCAGCCGACCGCAAUUCGGAGCGUGGAGGACGUCGCUUUAGACGCAGAAAUUUCUUCCGAAGCAGCCGUCGCGGAGGUGCGCCUGCUGGCGGUGAAGGACAUGACGAAGGGUACACCAACGACCAUGAGGCAGACAGACAGGAGGAGGUGAAGGGUGGCCAACGUCGUUUCCGUGGAGGCCGAGGUCGCGGAUAUCGCGGCCGCGGUUUCCGUUCUGGUGGCGGUCGUGGUGGCUCCUAUGCAAAUGCGAACAAUCAUGAGGAUGCGUCUGCUGAGGGACAGCAGGCUGACGCAGUGAAUGGAGGUGAAGGGGGACGUGGAAGAGGACGCAGAGGACGUGGUGGUCGUGGACGUGGAGGUCGCGGACGUGGUGGCAACGGAAACGGUGCCAAAGAGUCUGAAGCUUAG